ACGUCAUUUUCCAAAAUGUCAAUUGUUCGUGACAUGUAAUCUUUCAUAAUUUUUACAGACUAGAAAUGUUGAAAAAUACUUGAUUUUCUCAUGGAUUUUAGUGAAUUCUAAUUGCGAAUAGGCGAAUCUCUUCUGUCUUGCUGGAACUACGAAACCGCCCUCGGUCGAAUUGUGUAGGAUCUUCCCUAACUUCAUCGUAUCCUACCCUGGUGAGACAAGAUGAUCAAUCUCACAGUGAAGACUUUGGAUUCCCAGAAUCGCUCUUUCUCUGUGCCAGAUGAGUACACCGUCGAGCAGUUCAAACAACACAUUGCAGAGGCAGUCUCUAUUCCAGUGGAAUCUCAAAGACUCAUCUACUGUGGUCGAGUUUUGGAUGAUGAGAAAAAUCUUACCGAUUACAAUCUUGAUGGUAAAGUCGUUCAUUUAGUGGAACGUUUGCCUCCGUCACGGCUCGGACCUUCGUCUAAUUCAGAUGGAAACAAUGACGGUCCAUCCACCCGCGGUUCUCGCGACUCUCGAGCAGACCGAAUGCGGGCCUCAGCUUUACGCAGAACUCGUCUGGGUACCCAAGCUAAUGGCGGCAACGCUAUGUAUUUGGGAGCGAUGGCCAUCGAUGAUUUAAUGGAUGGGCAAGGAUUGAAUAUUCCUCAGUUGGGUGGCCGUAGGCUGCUUCAAAGCCGUUUUGACCUCGCAACUUACAUGGCUGAACAGUUAGAUCAAGUGGUACACCGUCUAGAACAAGCCUCAAAUCCAGAUCAAGCCUCUGCCCCAGAACAGCCGGAGCCCCCGACAGCCUCUGAAUCGAUCCCACAGAACUCUGACAACACAGUUACAGGGCCUGAUCCUUUGGACCUGGCUAGUUUUCUUGUCCAUGCUACAGUGGCAGGAGCUUUUGGUGGUGAUGCAACUGUUGAGCUUGAGAUUAGACCGGAAACGGAAGAUCAGUCCCAAGAUGGAACAUCGCAGAAUGAGACGGCUGAUAAUGAUAAUACCAACGCAGCCAGUGGCCUAGGGAGUAGCUCCGGGCCCUCGUCAGCCUCAAAUGAAAAUGAAAAUCAGUCAUCUUCAUCAAGCUCACAAAGGCGACCCCAAGCAACCCCUGCAAACUUAGGCGCAUUGUUACAACGUGUUGAAGGUAUCAAUGACCGAUUCAGACCCUUCUUGCGGCAAUUCACAGACACCAUGGUGAAUGAUCCCACUCUCCCUGCAACCGGUGAAAACAGUGUUGAAUCCUUGCAGCGUAUAAUGGAUGGAGUUAGUGAAGGAAUGCAUUUCCAAGGUCAUCUUCAACAUGCAAUCAGUGAGCUCAUGUAUGACCUUUCCGAAUCACCUCCCAGGUCCUUGCGAUGCAGACCAUUGCUCAUUCAACAGCCAGCAGUUUUUCAGAGUACAAUUCCAAUCCAGGCUGUCAUUCCAACCAGGAACGCUCCAUCAUCCCAGAACCAGAGCACCUCUGCUCCGGAAGAAAGUAGAGCGCAGGCGGCAGAAAGGGAUGCUGAUGACGAAGAUUCUGCAGACCGAGAAAUGGAGAUUGAAGUUGACGGAGGGGAUAGCGCCGAACCAGAGCUGGUAGCUGUAGCAGAGCCGCCAGCCUUCCUUACAAAUACUCCAUCCCCAUCGGAAACACAACCAGCUGAUACUGCUGCCAAUGGUGCGAGCAGCACAAAUACUACUUCGGCUCAGAAUCAGAACCAAUCAAGCUCAUCUAGCUCAAAUUCCUCAACUUCGUAUCGCAGAUCCAGAGUGAAUUUUCCAGGAAUCUCCGGAAGGCAAGGUGGACGACGCUCCGGGCUUUCCUCUCUCAUUCCUAACAUGUCAUCCUGUUUCGACCCAUUCUUGCCCUGCAACUCACAUCACAUCCGUGAGAGACGCCGCAACUACUUCUUCCCUCCGGGGGCGGCGAUCGGCCGAAUAACAACCGUCACAACUGCAAUUCCGACUACAGCAAUCCCGGCAACGGUGGAGGUCACAGCGACAACCGAGAGUCAAGCCUCGGCCCAACAGCCAAACCAAGGCUCCGGAAACCAGGGCACGCAGGAUGGUGCGACUCAAGGUGGGUCAGCUGAAUCUGAUCAGAACGCGCAAGGAAGGUCAGGAAGUGUCAGAUUGAGGUUUUUCGAAGAUGCCAUGUCGCGAUUCAACUCAACCUUGCUCGGUAACAACAGAGGCAACAACGGCAACGCAAACGGAGCACAGUCAGGAAACAGUGGCAGCAGACCUCGUGCACAAGCCUUUAUUGGAAUGUCGCCAAUCAUGGAGAUGAUCUCCGAACCUGUCAUCAAUCUUGUCGCCAACUCCGAUGGUCAGUCUCGAGUCAUCAGACUGCCUGCAGGCAACUACGCGUCCAUGUUCUCGGAGAUGGCAACUGAGAUGGCUAAUGCUGUUUCGCAGGCUGCUUCUGCUUCCUCUCAAGCUAAUCAGUCAAUACUUUCUUCGCUUCUUCAAAUUACGAGUGAGUCCCUGUCCUUCGACGAAAUCAUAACCUCACAGAACGGAAAUAUACCCUUGAUGAACAUUUUCAGUCGUCUUCAGAGUUUCAUCCAAAGAAGGAUCCCAUCCGUUGCUACAUAUCAACCCAAUUCAAGCUCCCCCUCGGAUCUAAUACUUAACUCAUACCAUCUACCGGUUUUCAGACGACCCGUGAGAGAGGUUCUUUCUGAGCUGGAGGAUUCCGUUAAAAGACUCCUGGAGGGUGUACCCAUGCGGAAUGAACAAGUGGAUGUUAUCAGUAGUGUAAUGAACGUAAUUGAGGUGGAGCUCUACAUGUUUCUUGGAAUUCUAGUUUAUAGCUCUGAUUCAAGGUCAUUCCAGAGAAUGAUGUACUGUGAGCUGGAACAUUUUGCUCGCAAACUGUUUCAUGUCCUAUUCAACUGCUGCCAAAACGGGCUUGUCGGGGUGCACCAAAUUGCGCAGGCUUUUAUCGCCUCGGUGAUGAGCAGUUCAACCAUGUCCAUCUCUCAAAUCAUGAAAAUGUGGAUAGUUCAUGCGACAGUGUCUUUCUUGCGUGCAAACCUAAUCAUCAACCCUGAGCGGUCAGACUUGUUUGUCGCCCAGCAAAUAUCGGAAGAAGGAGCCAGUGGAAGUAGCAGUAGCAGUAGCAGUAAUGGUAUUUCCUCUUCAAUCAGGAGCGGUGAAAGUUCCUCAGAGACGCCCAUGGCUGUGCCCACAACCUCUGAAAGCUCAUCAUCUGAUUCUGGAUCGACCUUGUCAAAUCUAAUGCAAAUAAUUAGUCAAAAUGUAACUUUGGGAGACGCUGUACGCCUCUCCUGCGGAAUCCGAGUUUCAUUGGCCAAUGUUGGGAGGCAGCUGGAGGAUUUCUUACGCAGGAGAUUCCCCUCUGUCAGGGAGCUCCAGCGAGGACAGUUGGUUAUCGACAUCAUUCGCAACUCCUAUGGAAUGCCCCAGCUACGCACUCCUGUACGUGAGCUUUAUGGAGAACUGAGAGCAACUGUAGGAUCAGUUUUGCCUGGUUUCCUUUUUUACCAGACUUUUGCAGACAUGCGAGAAGGGGUUGACGCAGUAGCGGCUGUGAUGGAUGUUAUUGAAUCGCGUCUAUACGUAUUCCUGGGCGUCCUGUUUCUCAGUCCCGACUGGGAGCAAUUUGAAGUCACCAUCCGAAGUGAGUUGAAUCUCCUCGUUCGUGACUUAAUCACCACUGUUUACAAUUGCUGUGAGCGCAACCGUGAUGGAUUACUUCAAGUCUCUGAAGAUAUGCUGUCGGGCAUCAUUAGAUCAAAUCUGCCACAGCCCCUGAAAAUGUGGGUUGUGUACACAACGAUCUCAUACCUAAGAACAAUGCUGAGUUCGAAUAUGCAGAGGUCAAGUGAGACAGUCAGAGAGCGGGCUGCCCAUCAGUCGUCGGCCAGUGCGACCGUCUCCAGUGCUGCAGCAGCAACCCCCAGCAGAGAAUUGCCUGCAACUGCAUCAGCUCCAGUUAAUGAUGUUCCUGUUCCCACCAUUCCUAGAUCUGCGCCUGCGCCUGAGCGCAUGGAAAGUGAAAGUAUUGAAGCGGAGCUCCCACCUCUCAACUCUAGUUUACCGAAUGAGCCUUUACCAGAAGUAUCGAUAGGUUCUGAGGGCUGGCAUAAUCACCUGCGUCGUCAGGAUCUUCAAGAAUGGGUGCCGAUUAUCACACGCGAUGCUCAGUAUCAACGUAGACAAAGUCCGCAAAGACCAUACAGCGAUGCUUAUUUAUCUGGUAUGCCAAACAAACGCAGGCGGCUUAUCACUGCAGCCAAACCACCAACCAAUCGUGUUUCUCAAUUCAUUUCAGAAUCCCUUGAAAGGGCAAUAACCUCUGCAGACGUAGGCACUAGCUCUGUCACAAGCUCUGUAGUCCAACAUGCUGCUGUGGACCCAACGUUACGCUCUGCGUACGUACAACAGCUACGGGCAAGAACAGACCUAAGCUCGAAUCCAGAUUUUAACCCUAGUAAAUAUCCCAACGCUUCUAAUUACUUUAAGAAAAAAUAAGCGUUCUUGUAACAUUGUAAUAUUAGAAUCAAUUGUCUUAGUGUUGCAGACAGAGCCCAAAGGCUCGAGUGUUCUCGUUAAAUAGCACAAAUGCUGCACUGCAGGUCCGUUUGUUGUGUAUGUGAUAUUUGUCUUUUAAGUGCCACGAUUUUAAGGAAGGUGUCUGUUCAACGGUUGAUGUAAAAUACUAACAAGUUUUUUGCAAAGUUCCAUCUAAUCAAAUAUUGCUGCUUUGAGCGGAGAAACGUAAACCAAUAGUUACAUUGAAAGAGCCAAUGUUCCUAUUUUUUCUGCCAUGGUGCUUACUAUCAAUGGUAAAUCUUUUUAAUUUUGCAUAGCAUGGAGGAGCUUUAAAACUAAAUUUCGAGUGGAAAGUGAAAUUCUACAUUAUAAUUUGUUGUUCAAGGUGUUACUUCGAUCAUCAUUCUUAAUGCAAAAUUUUUGUUGUGUGACGAACUGCACUAGUUUUAUGUAAACAAUUUAAAAUGAUGUAGUGACAACAAAAUGCCAAUUAUAAACCCUGUAAGAGUUCCAUCAAAUUUGGCGUGUUGUUCCUACCUUUUAUGUCAGUUAAACUUUUUUGUUGCAAGAACACCCUAGUGACUUCUCCAUCAACAUUUUAGUAGAGACUAGCAAGGUGAGCGGUAUUUCUGAUACAUGUUCAUGACUGCUGUCUGAGUCUCCAAAGCAUUUAAAAAAUUUACAAUAAUACUGCCGUAUUCCUCUUUUUUUACUGUUGAUUUGUAUGUAGUAGUUGCUUGUUCAAUCCUGUAUAGAUAACAAAACGCAAGACUGCAGAGAAUUACUUUUGUGUAGUCAAUCAACUCCUUUUUUUUUUUUUUGUUUAAAUGUGGAUCCAUAUCUCCGGUGAAAGUUUCAGCGUAGUUUUUUGUCCGAUUUGUAAUCACUCUUGCCUCUCAAACAUAGAAUUGCACUUCUAAGGCUGGCUGUAUUAUUUUUGGUGCCGGCCAAUUCCGUGCAAAAUUUUUGUAGUUGAGUGUGGAAAUGAAUUCACCUCUAGAGAGUAUCCUCUGUCUCUGACAUGCCGGAGUUGAUAUUCAAAGUUCCCGGAUUAAGUUUAGUUCUCAGCUUUUCAUAGGCUGUCAAUUUGUCGGCCCCUUAAUUGUUAUCUUCGUGUAAUCAUUUUAAAGUGUUAAUCCAAGAAUUUCAGCUUUUUUAUUUAAUUCUUAGAGUUUUCGGACAGGUUUAAUAAACUUCCAACUAAUGAUUAAUUGUUUAUUCAGUGGACUGUAUGGCGAAAACUUUAAUGCCACUCUAGCACUAUACGUAUGUAUGUAUCAUUGUUGAAAUUUGGCUUUUUAAACAAGCGUUUGAAGCCUAGUUUCUGGAAGUUUUUUUUUUUUUUUUUUUUUUUUUUUUUUUUCCAUUAUAACAAAUCCAUGUAGCGUUUAAUGUUAUAAGAGGGUGUAAAAUUAGCAGCUCGUGUUUUACAGCAGGGUACUUACAGAUAAAGAAAAUCAGAAACUGUCAGUGAAUUUCAUCUUGUCAAAGUAAUCGGGGAAAAGUCAGGGAAUUCCAUGAAUUAGACUCAAUAUUCUGAAAAUCCUGUCCGUCUAAUCGAACCGAUUCUCACAAUCAGUUCCGGGAAAGACCUUCAGACCAUUGCUUUUUUAUAGAUAGUUGGCCCGUUUUUUUCUAAGUGUGGCAUUAUUUUUACUGUCACGUCAUCAGUUCGUUUGUAGUCUCUUUGCAAGCUGGUCAAAUUUUUAGCUUGCGGUUCUAGCAUUACCGGAAAGUGUGAUUACAAUCUAAACUUAUCCAUCCGUGAACAAAUUAACAAUUUUGAUUUUAAGAUGUGAAUUGAUCCCCAGUGAUUAAUCUGGUCAGAAAAAAUUUCAGGUGUCUUACUUUCUUUAGACUUAUGAGCAGAUGAACCCUCUCAAUUUUACUGCGUAUUUGUAUCACUGACAUUUUUUUUAAUGCUCAUACCUUUUGUUAAUUUAGUUGAAAGGUCAAACUUUUUAACAGAGCUUCAAUAAAUUUUCACUUCAAUCAC
Molecule: messenger RNA, 6490 nt
Organism: Bemisia tabaci
Lineage: Eukaryota; Metazoa; Arthropoda; Insecta; Hemiptera; Aleyrodidae
Biological process (GO): ERAD pathway
Cellular component (GO): BAT3 complex
Molecular function (GO): polyubiquitin modification-dependent protein binding; misfolded protein binding
Source: RefSeq, a predicted model, not a curated record